This is a messenger RNA of Papaver somniferum (opium poppy), 414 nucleotides long. RefSeq names its product 30S ribosomal protein S2, chloroplastic-like. Gene Ontology annotation, molecular function: structural constituent of ribosome. NCBI's taxonomy places the organism in Eukaryota, Viridiplantae, Streptophyta, Magnoliopsida, Ranunculales, Papaveraceae. The coding region runs from base 1 to 414 and encodes 137 amino acids. Gene Ontology annotation, cellular component: mitochondrial small ribosomal subunit; ribosome. The record is from RefSeq and is a predicted model, not a curated record. The transcript has a single exon. Gene Ontology annotation, biological process: translation.
AUGAUGGAAGCAGGAGUUCAUUUUGGUCAUGGUACUAGGAAAUGGAAUCCUAGAAUGGCACCUUACAUGUCUGCAAAGCGUAAAGGUAUUCAUAUUACAAAUCUUACUAGAACUGCUCGCUUUUUAUCAGAAGCUUGUGAUUUAGUUUUUGAUGCAGCAAGUAAGGGAAACCAAUUCUUAAUAGUUGGUACCAAAAAUAAAGCAGUUGAUUUCGGGAAAAGGUGGAAUUCUAGUUCUAAGAUAUCUAAAGAAACCGUAGCUGGAAUUGAGAUCUCAUUUAAAGAGAAAGAUAUCAAAUAUCUGGAGUUUCUUUUUGUAUCCUAUACGGAUGAUUCAAUCUGCAAGGAUCGUGGAAGCUAUAAUUGUAAACCACGAUCGAAUCUGUGGAAGAAUUGGUUUAUACAUUCCUCUUAG